CGCAAUCAAUAUUAUUAUUAUCAUCAUCAUCGAUUAAUCAAGCGUCUUGUGUUCAUUGAUAUCGUAGUUAUCUCAUCCGCACUUCGUCUUUUGACGUCUAUGUAAGUGUGUAUCUGUUUUACCGCGACAAUUCGUCGAGAAUCACAACAAAUAACUGCGUAGUUCCGUCGCAGUCGCUGACCGUGUGUCCUUAACAUUCGUGUAAAAGAACGCAAUGGCAUUGGAAAAAGAGGAUGGUGCCGUGGAAAAACUCAUGGAGGAGGGCCAGAAGCAGGUGGGAACCACUGGUGAUAAGUAUGAUGAACUGAAAGAGUUGGAAGUGACUGACCAUAGUAUGGAAGCAGCGUACGCAGGUAUGGGCAAGGAAGAACUGAUAAAAUAUGCAAACAGUCCAUUCUGGAUACGCCUCAGAUGGCUUUUAUUCGUCACAUUUUGGCUUUCAUGGUUUGCUAUGAUGUUUGGUGCCUUGUUCAUCAUAUUUAUGACACCUAAGUGUUUCCCUUCAUCCAAACUUCAAUGGUAUCAAAAGAGUCCAGUCUAUAUUAUUGAUACAUCUUUACUUCUGAACAAAAACGGUCUUGAUGAAAAAAUUGAGUAUAUGCAAAAAUUGGGUGUUCAAAAUGUGGUCAUGAAAUCAGUAUUAAUAGGCAAUGAUGGAGAAGUUAUUGAUUUUGUAAAAAAUAAUGUAACUGAAGUAAAUGGAACUUCGUUGGAAUACAUUAUUAAAAAAUUAAAUGACAAAGGUAUGAAAGUGAUGUUGAAAUUAGUUCCUAACUAUUCUUCAAGAUCACAUAUGUUUUUUGCAAGAUCAGCUUUAAAUGAACCCAAUUUUCGAGAUUACUAUAUUUGGAAUCCUGGUUUCAAAAAUGGAACUAAACAUAUCCCUAUAAACAAUUGGUUGAAUGUAACUGGAGGUCCUGCCUGGAGUUGGUCUGAUACACGAAAAGAAUUUUAUCUUCAUCAGUUCUCAGAAAACCAACCAGACUUUAAUUUCCGUAAUAAAUAUAUUGUGGAUUAUUUUGAAGAAAUUUUCAAAUUUUGGUUAAGUACUGGAGUUGAUGGAUUUUAUUUGGAUGAAGUACAAUAUUUGUUUGUAGAUAAAGACUUCAAAAAUCACACUGAUAUUUCGACACAAACAGUGACCUCUAAAUAUAAUUCUUUGGCUGAUAAAAUAACAUCUAAUCUUCCAGAAACCUAUGACCUAAUAUCACACUGGGGAAAAUUAAUAAGAAAUAAUUCUGGAAUAUUGAUUGUUAGUGAUCUUGAUCCUAAGGAUGUUACGGAAGUGGACAUGGUUCAUAGUCCUGUUACACUAACAUCUGAUUUCACGGGAGAACAACUACUAAAUGCGAUUUCUUCAAAAAAAAAUACACCUUCAUCAUGGUCUUCUUGGGAAUGGGUUUGUACUGAUGUUAAACCUAAUUGUUGGGAAAAAGAAAUGUUAGAUGCAUUUAGUAUUCUUGGUUCAUUACUACCAGGUACACCUUUCAUUAAUGCUGACCCUAAACUGUUUGAAGGCAAGCAUUUACCAAAUAUAACAUUAAUUGAAAGUACAUUAAAAGAAUUACGGUCAAUGCCAACUGUUGAAUUUGGUUCUUUAAAUGCCAAACUUUUAAAUAAUGAUACUGUGUUUGCAUUUGAUAGAGUAAUGAGUGGUUCAGAAAACCUAUUAUUUAUUUGGAACUUAAGUAAAAAUGUCACAGUUCUUGAUCUCAGUUCAUUUGAUGGAACUCCAGCUGAAGUAAAUUUAUCACUUUGCACUCCAUCAGCUUGUUCUAUACUUCCUGCUAUCAAUUCGAAAGUUGAUAGCACUACACUGAGUCUUGCUGCUAAAUCUGCUGUGGUUUUAACAUUUUGAGUGGUUAAGUAUGCAUGUCAUAACUUUUACUCACAACCUUUAACUGUAACCACUGAAGAACAAAAUAAAAUAUUUGCUUAAGUAUUACUUUAAAUA
Molecule: messenger RNA, 1954 nt
Organism: Sipha flava (yellow sugarcane aphid)
Lineage: Eukaryota; Metazoa; Arthropoda; Insecta; Hemiptera; Aphididae
Product: neutral and basic amino acid transport protein rBAT-like
Exons: 10
Coding region: 215-1858 (547 amino acids)
Biological process (GO): amino acid transport; carbohydrate metabolic process
Source: RefSeq, a predicted model, not a curated record